Molecule: messenger RNA, 708 nt
Organism: Talaromyces rugulosus
Lineage: Eukaryota; Fungi; Ascomycota; Eurotiomycetes; Eurotiales; Trichocomaceae
Exons: 1
Coding region: 1-708 (235 amino acids)
Source: RefSeq, a predicted model, not a curated record
AUGGAUGGCUUCCUCAGCAUCCCCGGAGAACUUCGCAAUAUCAUAUAUAAGCAGCUAUUAGUGCUUGAAGAUCCAAUAGAUCCACUGUCUGGAUCCAAACAAUUAUUGUUACAUACUGAGCUUCUUUACACAAAUAAGCAAAUCUAUCACGAAUCGGUCUCGGUGCUCUAUGGCCAUAACUCCUUCGACCUCGCCGGGUACGAUUUUGAGCUAUUAGCCCGGUUUCUCAAUCAGAUUGGUCGCAAUAAUGCAUCUUAUAUUCAGUGUAUCUGGCUUGGCUUUCCUUGUCUCCGCGAUAUCGAAGAUGAACUCACCUUUGAGGAUGAUAGCUCCCAGAUCCUCACAAAGAUCCAAAGCGACUGCACUGCAUUGAAGACGCUAAUGUUUACACCGUUCAACACACAUACCAUGGGGCUCGAGCUUGAUGCAAUCGAAAGCCCUGAAAUAGUCACAAAGGCAUUAUCGAUGAUAGAUGCUCGCUUUAGGGGAAUUGCCUCCCUUAAAGAAGUCAUCCUCGAGGUUUACGAAGACGCGCCGAUCCUCGACAUAAGGGAGAGAAUAGAGAGCCAGGGGUGGACAAUCAAUGUAGUAGAACGUGAGGAAGAGAUAGUAUGGGACCACGAUGGGUUCAGUGGCUUUGGAGAUGAUAAUUAUUAUAAUGACUCUAGCGAGCAUGAGUAUGGUACUGACGAUAAUAGUGAUUUUUGA